CUGCUCCUCCUCAGGAGCCGCUCCGCGUCCUUUUGUUUCUCCUGCAGUUUGGAACUUGUGCUCCUCCGAACCGGAGCUUUCGUUUCUUUCCUGUUCGGGCCUUAAAGGGAAUGAAUGACAAAAACAAAGGAGGUUGAUGUGCAGAACUCCCCCAAGGACCGGAGACUCCAUCGGCACAAGAUGGAAAGCGGAGGCGGGGCGGAGGGCUCGGACAGCGGGCAGCAACAGCUCGAAGCCCGGCCUGAAGCCGCGGAGCUCCCCGGUCAGCCUCCGCCGGGGAAGAAGAAAACCAGCCGGGCUCCGUCCCCGGCCAGACCCAGAGACGGGCCCGGGUGGGCGCUCACCAAGGUCCGGGGAGGGAUCGGGACCCCGACCCUGAGCGUCAAGCCGGGAUCCAUUCACCUGGGGAGCCGCGUGUCGAGGCGCAGUCCUGGGGGAGGUUUUGGCGGAAAGGACGGUAAAGGUGAGAAGAGCAGCGGAGGAGGCAAACCGCCCGGAAAGUCCUCCUCCGCCGCGUUGGGAAAGACUUCUGCCGGGAAAGCGGGUAAAGGUUCCCGGAGGAAGGCGUCAGACGCCAGCAUCGGAUCCGCCGACCUGUCGAAGGACUCCGGCUGCGCCGCCGGGAAGCUGUCCGCCACCGACAGCAGCUCCGAGCUGUCGGACUGCGCCUCGGACGAAAACAAGCUCUCCACGGACGCCGUGAGCAGCGACACCGAGUCCAGGAGCAGCCGGGGCGGAGGGCCGGAGGCCGACAAGCCGCUCCGGGACAGAGCCAAGGCCAAGAGCGCGGAGAAGGAGCGGCCACCCGCGGCCGCGGAGAACGGGGAAGGGAGCGCGUCCCCCGGUGACGAGCGCUCGGUCACCUCGUUUGACAGCCGGGUCCCUGGAAGCACAUCUCUGGCUUUCUCCGACCUGACAGAGGAGCUGAUGGACGGCGUGCAGGAGGAGUUCAUCCGGGAGAUCGAGGAGCUGAGGUCCGAGAACGACUACCUCAAAGAUGAGAUGGAGGAGUUGAGGUCUGAAAUGCUGGAGAUGCGCGACAUGUACAUGGAAGAAGACGUGUACCAGCUGCAGGAACUCCGCCAGCAAGUGGAACAGGCAAAUAAGACCUGCCGCAUCCUGCAGUACCGCUUAAGGAAGGCAGAGCGGCGCUCUCUGCGUGUGGCCCAAACGGGGCAGGUAGACGGAGAACUCAUACGGGCACUGGAACAAGACGUCAAAGUGGCGAAGGACGUGUCCAUCCGUCUUCACAGCCAGCUGGACAGCGUGGAGAAGAAGAGGACCCGUCUGGAGCAGGAGAAUGAGGAUCUGAGGGUACAACUGCAGGACCUUGAGGUCGCCAAACAGGUCCUGCAGCAGGAGAUUGACAAGAACUCUCAAAAGAAACGAGGAUCACGACCCAACAACAAACCUGACAAGAAACCGUGUGUACAGGAGGACAGUUCUGACCUGAGGUGUCAGCUCCACUUUGCCAAAGAGGAAUCAGCUCUGAUGUGCAAGAAGCUGACUAAGCUGGUGAAGGACAGCGAGGCCAUGAAGGAGGAGCUGGCCAAGUACAGGUCGCUGUACGGAGAUGUUGAGGCGUCGCUGUCCGUGGAGGAGGUUGCUGACUCACCGCACACCCGUGAGGCAGAAAUCCGCAUCCACCUGAAGCUGGUGGAAGAAGAGGCCAACCUGUUGAGUCGACGGAUUGUGGAGCUGGAGGUUGAAAACAGAGGACUACGAGCCGAGAUGGAUGACAUGAAGGGUCCUCAAGAUGGUUCUCAAGAACUUUCGGUUGGAGGCAGUUUGGGGUCUGGACUUGCCCUGGCGGGAGGAGCAAUGGUCCUCGGGGGAGGAGCCUCCUCUGAAAACGUCAUGGAACUUCAGAGACACCUCCAAUUUGUGGAGGAGGAGGCAGAGCUGCUGAGGAGGUCCCUGAUUGAAAUGGAAGAACAGAACAAACUCCUCAUGAAUGAGAUUAACCGCUACAAGUCUGAACUCCCGCCUUCACUGCCUGCGUUGUCAUCUAAUUUGCUCACGCCGCUGACGGACGGGCUGCUCAAUGACAGCCCGGUGCCUUCUAUACAGGAGGCAGCGGUGCUUAUCAGCACAGCCCCUCCAGCACAGGAGGAGGAGCUUAGAGUGGCGAGGCUUCAGAUUGGAGAACUAAGCGGGAAAGUGAAGAAGUUACAGUACGAGAACCGAGUGCUGCUGUCCAACCUGCAACGCUGUGACCUUGCCUCCUACCACACCCCUUCCUCCUCCUCCUUCCUGCGUCUGUCUCCAGGGACAGACGCAGAGGCCGGGGACUCGGCUGAGUGCCUUACAUCCAGCCCUCCAGAGAGAAAGGGGCCGGUAGGGGAGGAGAACGAUGCCGUGGAGGUAAAGGAAAGAAAGAGGAAGAUGCAAGACAAUGCUGACCAAACAACCUCGCUGCCCGGGUGCCUGGGGCAGGAGGACCAUGAUGCUUUGCUGGCCAUGAGGGACCAGGCUCGCUUGGUUUCCACUGCGAUUCAGCUCCUGACCUCCCCUGAGUCCAACUGCCUCUCCUCAACCCCAUCCAUCUACCAUAAAGUCUGCAGCACCGAGGCGGCAGAGUCAUGUGACCUGGAGAAAGCUCCGCCUCCCAGCCAGAUUUCAGAACUUUCAGACCUGGGAGACCGGCCUCUGGUUGGCGCUCUGACCAGCAGGCUUCAGGCCCUCCACACCCACCUUCAAGUGUUCCUGGAACACGUAGAUGAUCUGGGUAAAUCCCCUGGAAGUGGGAGAGACUUCCAAGUAGAAGGGACCUCUCCCGAGCGACUUUCACCCAAAUCCAGUGACUCUUUGCUGGCUGCGCCGUGUUCCGCAAAUAACCUGGAUGGACUGAACACUGUCGAAGAAAAGCAGCCUGAUUCUAGGGACCAAUCAGAGCUGGAGGUCAAAGUUCAAUCACACAGCCACGAGAGGGAAAACCAGGAAAUCACUCAGCUGGAGCAGGAAGACCAGGAAGCAGACAAUGCGCUGCCCGGCCAGUCCAGUGAUCUCCAAACCCGCCUCUUUGAAGCAGAGGUGUCUGUCCAGGGUCCUCCCGAAGAGCUGGAGGAGGAACAGACUCGAAGGGAAAACACAGUCAAACUUGUACAGCUCCAGCAAGAACACCAGAAGGCUCUGCUCCGUUGGGACUUCCAGCUGCAAAGUUUGGGUCUCCAGGCCCGGCUGCAGCAGAAGUCAUGGAGCCAGGAAAGGACUCUUCUCGUCCAGGAGUCUCAGCACCUCAAACAGGCCCUGUUACUGCUCAGCCUCAAACUACGUUGCUUCCUCAAACAGUGGCGGCUCGGCUGCAAGGUGGACACAGAGUGGAAGGACAUUUUAGAGAUGAACAGUUUGAAGGACCUUUACCUUCUGCUGGAGGAGGAGAACCUGACAAGCCCCUCCCAUCAGGCUGAUAAAGCAGCUGCUGCAGAAGAACGGCCACUCAGCCCGACUAUCAAGUCGAGCGCUGUGAGCAGCACCUUGGCAGACUUGAAGGUGGCGCUGCAAGAUCUUAGUGGGGAGCUGCGUCAGGAGAGACAAGGCUCCCAGGAACUGACGCAGCAGUUUGCAAAGGCCAAGGCAUCAUGGGAAGUGGAGAGGACCGAACUGAAGAGUCUCAUAACACAGCUUGAAACCAAAGCAGGAAAAGCAGCUUCCGGUGGGUCCUCCACUGAUGCACUGGAGCCUCCUGACCUGAAGGUGGCGCUGAAGAGGGAGCGUGAAGAGCACCAGCACCUCCUUGCCGAAUCAUAUACAGCUGUGAUGGACUUAACAAAGCAGCUUCAGAUUGGAGAGAGGAACUGGAACAGAGAGAAGCUGGAGCUUCUGGAGAGGUUCAGCCAGGAGAAGGCUCAGUGGGAACAGAGGCUGAGAGACUCCGCCGCACAGCCGCCAAAGCCCAAAUCUGACAAGCCUGGUGUUGAAGUAUCUGCAGACGUACACUUUGUGAACAGAACGGGGUCACCAAGGAUGAACUCCACGUCCGAGCUGCACAGCCCAGAAGUCAACGGAACAGACGACCAGUUCAAGAAAUUCCAGUUGGCAGUUUUGCCUCUUCUGAUUCGCCCACAGCUGGAUGACCUCACCAGGAAGAACUGGUCAUAUUUGACCAAUGAGAUUCCAGAUGUCAAGGACACAUAUCAAACCUGGGAUGGACCCAGUGGCUCCUGCAGCAGCUCAGUGACAUCAGAACUGAAUCUGGAGACAAUUCAAAGGAGUUGCACUGCUCCAGACCGUACUGGUAUCCGGAUCUACUACAGUCCUCCUGCUGUACGGCGCAUGGACCACCAGAGAAGGAACCAUGAAGCAACAGAGCAACAAGAAGCCCAGAUCAGGAGGUCUUCCCUGGGGUUCACUACUUCAGAGACAGACACUGCUGACAUGGAAAUGGAAGAUAUUCAGAAACAACAAUCACCAUCUUCAUCUUGGUCUUCAUAUGAGCAGUGGUUAAGCUCACUAUCCAGCCAGCACAGAGAGCUACUGGAGAAUAGAAGUGGCUGCAUUUCUGGUUCAAUCCCCAGCGUCAUCAGCAACAGUGUUGGUGGGUCAGCCAACAGUGUGGUUGAUGGGAUAUCAUCGCCGUCUACAUUCCAUGGGCUGGAGAUUGGAGAGAUUUCGGCUAACUUAAGUGAUGACAUGAAGGAGAUGACCAAUUGUGUCCGUCAGGCCAUACGCUCCUCCUCUCUGGAACGGAAGUCCAACAAGGAUCCAGGAAAUCAAGCUGUAGCCGUGUCCACCAGGUCGACACAGACUGCUGCCCAGUACGUCAGCGUGGGACUUCAAACCGACAACUUCCCCGGCAGCCGGGGGAUGGGGUUACAAUCAAAACCCUGGUCUCCCCGGCCCACGGCAGUGAACACGUCCUCGUUAGUGUCGGCUAGAUCCCGACAGAUUUCAUCAUCACUGGACAAAGUCCACAGCCGCAUCGACAGGCCUUGCUGCUCACCGAAGUAUGGCUCACCAAAAUUACAGCGCAGGGUUUCUUCUGGCUCCACCUCCAGACUGGAUGGGACAUCCUCCCCUAAGGAGCGCAGCCUAUGGAGUUUCCAGCAGAGACCUGUGAGUGGAGGCGGUGGCUCAGCCUGGGCACGCUCCACCACCACCAGGGACAGUCCCGUCCUCAGUGGGCUCACGGACGGGCUCUCCAGCCUUUUCAGCGUGGUGGAGCACUCUGGAAGCACAGAGUCACUGUGGAGGGGCGAAGGAGGAGCCAGCCAGGGUGCCAGUCCAGCACGGCAGACCCCUGCGGCAGGGAAACCCUCUGGUGCGGUGACUUGUGGUUCUGAUCCGGCCUCUCAGAGAUACGGAGGCCUAGUCCAGGAGUUCUUCAAGAAUGUCUGCAGCAGCCGUGAGCACGGAGCUGUCAUCCUGUCUGCAGACAGAGCUCAAAGAGACUCCCUGAGUGGUGUUGGAGGUCUGAGUACUCUUGCGGGAUUCUGCAGCGGGGAUGAGACCAAGCCAGAGUGUGUAUCGGCUGGGAUCGGCACAGUGGCUGGGCUGGUCGGAGCCAAUGACAGUGUGAUAAAGAUUGUUAAUAAAAGGUUGAUGAGACAAACAGCUGGAGAGGAGAUGGUUGGUAUAAUGGGAGGAGGGAAGGAAACGCUCAACAGCGCAGUGAUGGAGGAUGCACCCUGUGACUGCGCUUCCCAGUCUCACGCACCCUGCCUCUCUCGAUCAUCAAGACCGACCAAUCGCCAUUCACUCGGACAGUGCAAGCACCGCCCACAAGAUUAUCCAGUGGCAGCCGAGGAGAAAGGAGACGCUUACCAGGACUGACGACACCUACUGCCACACGCAGUGAGGCACAGCCACAUUUAGAAUACCGAUUGUUCACAGAUGCCGCAUGUCACUGCCACGAAAACACGGAUACACGUCAACGUCUAGACUCUGCCUCACACACAGACACCGAUCUAAUGCCAAGGACUCAAAACACAAGCCCCGCCCUUCACAAAACUACCAGCACAAAAGGAAAGAAGACACGCCCACAACAAGUGCAAAUGAAAGAGUCGACCGUGUAAAAUGAUGUCAUGACUCCAC
Messenger RNA from Thalassophryne amazonica, 6033 nucleotides. RefSeq names its product suppressor of glucose, autophagy associated 1 (gene mtcl2). Bases 115 to 5772 code for a protein of 1885 amino acids. NCBI's taxonomy places the organism in Eukaryota, Metazoa, Chordata, Actinopteri, Batrachoidiformes, Batrachoididae. The record is from RefSeq and is a predicted model, not a curated record. The transcript is spliced from 24 exons. Gene Ontology annotation, biological process: regulation of autophagy.